GAGGAAGAUUAUUGAGAAAGCAAGAUUCAUAAUGUUGGAAGGACAGAAAGCGAGGGAGAAAUGAUGACUGAGUGAGGAAGGAGUGAUUAAAGUUACCAAGAACAAAAGAAGGAGGAAAGCAAGAGAAGAAGAUAGAGAGUGAGAAGCAGCAGGUCCAGCAUCUGCACAGAUGGACAAAGUGGAGCGAGUGAUGAAGAUGGUGAAGAGGAUGUCACCAAGGAAGCGGAGGAGAGAAGGAGGAGGGGGGCGAGCAGGAGGACCGGGACAGCUGGACAGCCCGGACACGCUGUGUGAUGAUCUCUGCCGCUUCAGCCUGUGCAUGAGUGAUGAUGGGCCGUAUGGAAAGACAAAAGACCUCUCUGGACCAGAAAACACUGUGGCCUCGAGAAGACACAGUAUACCAGAAGCUCUGCGGGGGGUGACCAUGGUGGAACUGGUGAAGAAGGAAGGCAGCACACUUGGUCUCACCAUCUCAGGAGGAACUGACAAGGAUGGGAAACCGCGGGUAUCGAACCUACGGCCUGGAGGGCUGGCAGCCAGGAGUGACCAGUUAAACGUGGGCGACUACAUCAAGUCAGUGAACGGCAUCAAUCUGACCAAAUUACGCCAUGAGGAGAUCAUCAGUUUACUGAAGAACGUGGGAGAGAGAGUCCUGCUGGAGGUGGAAUAUGAACUACCACCCACAGCACCAGACAGCACCUCAGGGGUUAUAUCAAAGACAAUCGACAUCUGUUUGCACAAAGAAGGGAGCAGCUUUGGUUUCGUCAUGAGAGGCGGUAUUCACGAAGACUGGCACAAGUCACGCCCUCUAGUGGUCACCUACGUCAGACCAGGAGGCCCUUCAGACAGAGAAGGCACGCUGCGCCCUGGUGAUCGCCUGCUCAGUGUAGAUGGUGUACCGCUGCACAACGCCAGCCACAGUGAUGCCCUCAACAUGUUGGCUCAGUGUGGACAGGAAGCUCUGUUCCAGAUAGAGUAUGAUGUCACUAUCAUGGACACUGUGACAAAUGCCUCUGGUCCUCUACUAGUGGAAAUUGCCAAAUCGCCAGGAGCAAUGCUGGGUAUCACGUUGACGUCCGCCAAUCAUCGAAACAAGCAGGUCAUCGUCAUUGACCGGGUUAAACCUGGCAGUGUGGUGGACAGAUGUGGAGCAUUGCACGUUGGGGAUCAUCUGCUGUCCAUAGAUGGGACAUCCACAGAACACUGCACAGUUCUGGAAGCAAUGCAGCUGUUAGCCAGUACCACAGAACUGGUCAAACUGGAAAUACUCCCGUCCCACCAAACAAGGCUAACUGGGAAGCAGCACGACACGGUGAAGGUUCAGAAGUCGGACCACCCCCACUCCUGGGACCCCUGUGUGAACUACUGUCAGCCUCCAAACUCCACUCUCUGCAACACAAACUCCACCCUCAACAAGUCCUGGACAGCUUCGAACAACAACACCAUCAACAGCCUGGACUACUGCAAGUCUCUGGUGUCGGCGAGUUUCUCUCCGAGCUCCACAACGACAUCAGGUCCCAGCAGUCAAAGCUCCAGCACGCUGCCCCGGCCGACCGUUUCCAUGAGCCCCCGCAACUCGCUGCUCAAACGGCGGCAGAGGAAGAAAGAGCACAAAAGUUCCUUGUCUUUGUCAUCCAGUUCAGUGGUCCAGGCGGUCAGGUGGUUUCACGUAGAACCUGUAGUGGUCCUGUCCGGUGAUCCACUCAACGGCUUUGGGUGUCCACUACAGGGAGGAUAUUUGCCACCGAACCCUUUCUGCUCCACCACUCAUCGCCGAUUCAUCGAGCCAGACAGCUCAGCAGAGAGGUGUGGUCUGCUGCAGGUGGGAGACCGUCUCCUCUCCAUCAAUGGGAUACCGACAGAAGACGGAACACUGGAGGAGGCCAAUCAGCUUCUGCGAGACGCAGCAUUGACCAAUAAGGUCACACUGGACGUUGAAUUUGAUGUAGCAGAAUCGGUGGUGCCAAGUAGUGGGACAUUCCACGUCAAACUGCCAAAGAAAAGAGGCGUGGAGCUGGGCCUGACCAUCAGCGCCAAUAAGAAGCCAGGAGAGCCGCUGAUUAUUUCUGACAUCAAGAAGGGCAGCAUGGCACACAGAACAGGAACAUUGGAGCCUGGCGAUAAGCUGCUGGCCAUCGAUAACAUCCGACUGGAGAACUGUUCCAGAGAGGAUGCAGAGCAGAUCCUCCAGCAAUGCGAGGAACUCGUCAAACUCAAGAUUCGCAAAGAUGAAGACAACUCAGACGAGCAGGAGACGUCGGGCAGCAUCAUCUACACAGUGGAGCUGAAGCGGUACGGAGGCCCUCUGGGUAUCACCAUCUCCGGCACUGAGGAGCCUUUUGACCCCAUCACCAUAUCAGGCCUCACCAAGAGAGGUCUGGCUGAGAGGACAGGGGCAAUACAUGUCGGGGAUCGAAUCCUGGCCAUCAACAGUGUCAGUCUGAAAGGCAAACCGCUGAGCGAAGCUAUCCACCUGCUGCAGAUGGCCGGAGAGACCGUCACCCUCAAAAUAAAGAAACAACUUGACAAUGUGGAGGAAAGGAAGGCGGCCGAGGCAGAGGACAACACGGAGAAUGAGCUCAGUGACCCUGAAGAAGAUGAUUUGACAGACAACCAACAGACCAAUAAGCUGUCAGAGCUUUACUCCACCACAAUACCAAGUGUGGACUCGGCAUUGGAGUCAUGGGAUGGCUCGGGGGUGGACGCUGGCUAUGGGAGUCAAGGUACUUUCAGCCACCAGGCCGCGGGUAUUGCCCUCCACCCCCAUGAGUGGCGUAGUGCUAAGCAACAGCACAGCACCACACCCCCUCCCGGACGCCGAAAGAACUACCCCUUCAGUGACGGAGGCUUCAGUGAGGAUGACUGGGACAAAGCGCCAGGAUUUAUUGGUCAACAACCAGAUGGCAUUCUGUUGGAUCCUGAAGACAGUUUCUGGUGUCAGGCUUUGGAAGACCUGGAGACCUGUGGUCAGUCAGAACUGCUCAGAGAAAUAGAGGCGUCCAUCAUGACUGGCACGUCCAUCACCCUGGGUGUAGUUGGUAUGAACAAACCUCCGGGUGAGCCUAUACUGAGCCACAGCAGGAUGAGUCCACUACGGAGAAAUUCUCUCCUUCACCAGGGGAACCUGCUUCCCCAGGGGGCCCACCUCCUCCACAGGGCCCACCUGCAUGAAGAGGCUAACGUCCACGAAGAGUCCCUUCUCCACCAAGAGACGCACUUGCACCCGGAGUCACAUUUGCACCAGGACCUCCACCUGCAUCAGGGGGCCCACAUGCACCAAGAGACCCAAUCCCCUGUCCUGCACCAGGAGCCCAAACCCAAGGCCUCACUGAGAGCAUCAGAGAGGACGUGGGAAUCUCGUCGGAUCAAAGAGGAAAUGCAGGGAAUUCUGUCCCCAACACCUCUGGAGCUGCACAAAGUAACAGUUAUAAAGGAUCCAGAGAGCGAUGACUUUGGUUUCAGUGUGUCAGAUGGUUUCUUGGAGAAAGGAGUUUACGUUAACAUGAUCCGACCUGAUGGACCAGCUGACAGAGCUGGGCUCAGACCGUACGACCGCAUCCUGCAGGUGAACCACGUGAGGACAAGGGACUUUGACUGCUGCCUGGCUGUGCCUCUGAUCACGGAGGCUGGAGACAGACUGGAGUUGGUCAUCAGUCGCAACCCGAUGGCCAACACGGAGACAGAGGACAAUAACGACACUUUAGACCACCCACUGGACCUGUAACACUCAGGCAGGAGAUGCACUCAGCUGGCGGUGCAGCGUAAACUAAUACUGGCCCAAACCAACCCUCCAACCAUUGCGCAAUAACUCCGAUUCACACCCCUAACAUUCACAUUGGACUAA
Molecule: messenger RNA, 3844 nt
Organism: Thalassophryne amazonica
Lineage: Eukaryota; Metazoa; Chordata; Actinopteri; Batrachoidiformes; Batrachoididae
Gene: grip2b
Product: glutamate receptor interacting protein 2b
Biological process (GO): neurotransmitter receptor transport, endosome to postsynaptic membrane
Molecular function (GO): protein binding
Source: RefSeq, a predicted model, not a curated record